This is a messenger RNA of Suillus fuscotomentosus, 910 nucleotides long. RefSeq lists its product as uncharacterized. Lineage: Eukaryota; Fungi; Basidiomycota; Agaricomycetes; Boletales; Suillaceae. The coding region runs from base 72 to 695 and encodes 207 amino acids. The transcript has 5 exons. The record is from RefSeq and is a predicted model, not a curated record.
UCUUAUGGGUGCCCUCUUCUGGAUGCCAGCUUUCAAAAGCAGCUCUAGUCAUUCCCACCACGACGACGGCCAUGCCUGUAAACUCCUCCCCUGAAACCGGCUAUCAAGCUCCCAAUAAUUCUAUCCUGAGGCUGGCGUUCAAAAUCUUGUGCGUUAUUGCGGUCUCUCGGGAGUCUCUCGACCAUUGGGAAGAUACAAAGAAAAAAGAAUGGAAGGACCAUGUCUCAAUAAUGGUCAAUCAAUUUCAGAACACAAAUAUCACUGCCGGGCUCGUACUCGCAACUGCUACUCUAUUCCUGUCGUCCGUGCCUCCUAUCGAGCAUUUGAUGGCUUAUAACUUUUCAAUCUCGUACAUCUUCGCUAUGGUUUCAUUCGGUGCCGCAUUGCUCAGCGUGAUAUCCGGAUCUGCUGUGCUUGUUAUCUAUGAAACUAGCACCGCUCACAAAGACAUGGAAACCCUCAAACGCAUGCCACGACACCAAGUCAUCGCGCUGCUGCUAUGGUUGGCAUACCCCUCAGUCUUGCUGUCAACACCAUCACCACCUUGGCUUGUUUGGCCUUCCUUUCAAACGGAGGCCUUACGCUCUACAUUUUCAGCGUUGUGGGCGAAAAGCGGGUCGAUGAUCAAAAAAACCUCACCCACACAAGUUGCUGACAGGCAUCAUGCCAGUAUAGGUGCAUGUCUUCGGCUCUGACAGGGAUGACUGGGCAUGAUAAUUGUUAUAGACCACUCAGGGUUUGGAUGCUUCGGGUUGUACGUAUCGGUCCGUGGAGUAGCAGCAUCGCUUUCUCGAAGAAAUUGCCAUGUCUCCUUAACCUAGUAUCCAUAUGCCACACCACCUCCUGAUCGCCCAUGCGAAACUGUCUACACAGCAAGUACGUUGUAAAAUAGAUAUUCCUCGCAGUGUGC